Molecule: messenger RNA, 4638 nt
Organism: Trachymyrmex cornetzi
Lineage: Eukaryota; Metazoa; Arthropoda; Insecta; Hymenoptera; Formicidae
Gene: Shab
Product: Shaker cognate b
Exons: 10
Coding region: 600-4253 (1217 amino acids)
Biological process (GO): action potential; potassium ion transmembrane transport; protein homooligomerization
Cellular component (GO): voltage-gated potassium channel complex; membrane
Molecular function (GO): delayed rectifier potassium channel activity; protein binding
Source: RefSeq, a predicted model, not a curated record
AUCAACGAGCAGUAUAGUGGCAGAGACUGUACCAUCACCUCCACUCAAAAGCAAUCGACUCUCAAAGGCAAUAGAUAGUAAUGGAAGUACGGUGAUUCAAUAAUUUACAAGUUUUUCGGUUGUUUCACAGCUUCUCUUUUUGUGUCACUCUGUCACUUGACUGAUAGCUCUGCGUGAUAUACAUAUUAUGUAGUAACGAUGAAGUCAGAUCAUUUCUGCCCAGCACUAACCAAAGACAUUGUGACCUUGCCAGGGCAGCGUGACGAGAUGCGACGCUCCAAUGCUAUGCACGACGACGCGUUUCUUCGACCAAACGGCGGUCAUAUUUGAAGCUGAGGGAAGAGAAAGAUAAUGACACAGCUGAAUCGAUCGACCGGAUCGAUGAAAGGAAUCGGACGGAUUUACGAAUGAAGUUGAAAAGAAACGCGGUGGACAAGGAGGAGGAGGAGGAGGACGAAGAAGAAAAGCACAAGAUAGAAGUCAUUCAUUCAAUAUCAGACAAACGAACGAGAAUAUUAACAUUAAUACUACGAAAGAUAACUACUUUGCAAUCGCGUUGGUGGUCGACAACUUGAACUUGUCGUCACUUCGUGUGUCCGAUGCUGAACGAAAGACUCGAGGCGGACAAUACAUUGGCGGACGGGGAACGUAAUGUUAGUGCCGUGGUUACCGGUCCGACGUUUUCAUCGUUAUCGUCGUCGUGUACAGUGCCCUAUAUCGGCACCGAUCAGGACUACGUGUUCGAAGGUGGCGGUAUGUCGAUGUUGCAGCAGCUUGGUGCAGGCGGUCGCGGAAACACCGAUUGUAUUAGUGGCGGAGGAGAUCUCGGGUUCAAUGCAUCGAUAGGAGGAUCGGGGACUGGAUUAGGUGGUGGGAUUGGAUUCGGUGGAAUCGGUACUGAAGGAACUGCGGGAGGAAUUGCAGUAAUGGGUGGAAGAGGAGGAGGAGGAGGAGGAAGUGGUGGAAACAUGAAUAAGGAAGUUCGUUACGCUCCAUUCGUGUCAUCUGUAGGUCCAAUCAGUACCGUAGCCCCAAUAAACCUGCAAUCUUUACCACCUCCACCGCCACCUCCACCACCGCCUCCACCGCCGACGCCGCCGCCGCCAUCGCCGCCACCACCGCCACCGCCCCUACCGCUGCAAAUGCAGCAGCGUGCCUUUUCCAAGUCGAUGACAUCCCUACCACCGGAGCCGUUCAUGAUUAUGCGUUCGAAGGCUUUAAAUCGGCGCGUUUCAAUUAAUGUUGGUGGCGUGAAGCACGAGGUACUCUGGCGUACUCUCGAGCGGUUGCCACAUACGCGCCUAGGUCGACUAAGAGACUGCAAUACCCAUGAGGCAAUAACUGAACUCUGCGAUGAUUAUUCUCUAAUCGACAAUGAAUAUUUUUUCGAUCGACAUCCUAAAUCAUUUAGUUCUAUUCUUAAUUUCUAUCGUACUGGCAAGCUUCAUCUAGUAGAUGAGAUGUGCGUUUUGGCGUUUAGUGAUGAUCUCGCAUAUUGGGGUGUUGACGAGCUCUAUCUUGAAAGUUGCUGUCAGCACAAGUAUCACCAGCGUAAGGAGCACGUACACGAGGAGAUGCGCAAGGAGGCAGAGUCACUUCGACAACGUGAAGAAGAAGAAUUCGGUGAGGGAAAGUGCGCUCAAUACCAGAAAUGGUUAUGGGAUCUUUUGGAGAAACCAACUACCUCCAUUGCGGCACGGGUGAUAGCUGUGAUAUCAAUACUCUUUAUUGUGCUUUCAACGAUCGCACUAACUCUCAACACCAUUCCUAGUAUGCAAGUAAAUGACGAGAAGGGAAACUUUCAAGACAAUCCGCAGCUCGCUAUGGUGGAGGCUGUGUGCAUUUCGUGGUUUACUCUUGAAUACUUGCUUAGGUUCAGUGCCUCGCCGGACAAAUGGAAAUUUUUCAAAGGCGGUCUUAACGUGAUCGAUUUGCUGGCGAUACUACCAUACUUCGUAUCUUUAUUCCUGGUCGAAACCAACAAAAAUGCGAACGACCAGUUCCAGGACGUGCGCAGGGUAGUGCAGAUCUUUCGUAUAAUGCGGAUCCUAAGGAUCCUGAAAUUAGCCCGUCAUUCGACCGGGCUACAGAGUCUCGGCUUCACUUUACGUAACUCGUAUAAAGAGUUAGGAUUACUGAUGCUUUUCUUGGCAAUGGGCGUCCUCAUAUUCUCGAGUCUCGCCUAUUUUGCCGAGAAGGAGGAACCCGGGACCAAAUUCAUAAGCAUUCCAGAGACCUUCUGGUGGGCAGGCAUCACAAUGACCACCGUCGGAUACGGCGACAUCUACCCCACGACCCCGCUCGGCAAAGUGAUCGGCAGUGUGUGUUGUAUAUGUGGUGUCCUGGUAAUCGCGUUGCCCAUUCCCAUUAUCGUCAACAAUUUCGCCGAAUUCUACAAAAAUCAGAUGAGACGGGAAAAAGCCAUCAAAAGACGAGAGGCUCUUGAGAGGGCCAAACGGGAAGGCAGCAUCGUGUCUUUUCAUCAUAUCAACUUGAGAGACGCUUUCGCCAAGAGUAUGGAUCUCAUCGACGUCAUUGUCGAUACUGGUCAUAACAUGUCUGGAGUGGAUGGUAACAGCACGGAGGGGGAAUCUGCGUGCGGUCGUGGACCUGCUCAGACUGGACCCGGUUGCUACCGCAAUUACGAGCAUUAUAGUUUAUCGCGGCAUCGGCGCAGUACAUCUAAUGCUUGUUUCCCGAAUUUAUCGAAUGAUCUGCCUACUACGCCUAACAGCCCGAACCGUCGGCUCCUCGAUUUUGUCCAGAAUGUACCGAGUUCCCAAAACGAUGAUUUCUAUCAGGAGAAAUUGCCGGCGCAGCAUGUUAACCAGGGAAAUAUGACUUCUAGCGAAUACAAAGACUUCACGGACCCGGAGAACAUAAUGCCCCUUGCUACAAGUGACUUUCGUAAUCCAGUAUGUCAAGAAAUGAGGUCCCUUAGAUUUAAUAGCGGCAAUGGUAUUGGUGGAAGCGGCGCAGAACAUUUAAGUUCAUCACUUAUGGAAUCAAAGGUCUCUCCAAUUCAGCCAUUGGAAACGUUAAGCUUCGCAAGUAUGUACAACGAGCAGGAGUAUCAUUAUGCAAAGACUUACAAUGAACAGGGAAGCAUCGACAGUUCAGAUACAUAUGCGAGCUGUCAAACACAUCCGUCACAUUCACAGGGUGAUUUGACUGAAGACGCAGAUAGUAAUCUUUACAUAAAUCCUCUGGAGGCAACGGAAAAAUUCAAAACAAGUCAGAUGAAAAAAUCAAUUUCUGGUGAGGUUGGCCGAAACAUCAUCGCUGAAACAUUGCCUAGCGCUGAAUCUUUGAGGGAGGCCAGUAAAGUUAACCUGAAUGAUAUGAUGCCCAAACAUAGGAAAAUUAGAAUCCAACAAAGCAUAAAACCACGGACGCAAUUCAUUAGUGAUCAAGAGAGUAUAGUUAUGCGCAGUAUCUUAAAGGAAGAUACUGCCGCGGAAGACAACAAUAAUCAUUAUGGAGGGCUACGUGGUGGUAAACCUUCCCCGCUUAUGUCAACAAAUAGCUUGGCAUCCGCUACACGCAUAAUUAAUUAUCACAUGUUUGGGUCUCUUGGCGCGCCAAAGCAUUAUAGAGAAACAAGCGUGGAGAAUAAGCUUUCGCUAUCGGCAGACUCUAUAGAUAGUGGUGGAAUGCCAUUCAUAGACCAACACCGAAUAUCAAAGUCGAUUCUAAAGAAAUCCGAUAGUGGUAAUAAUUACUAUAGCAAUGCUGGUGAUUCGGAUACUGAGAAACUGAUUACGGACAGCAUGUCCACAGCAAGCAUAUGUGAUAAUGAGACAAGCUCAUGUGAUGCCUCAGCCAAUACAAAUAACGUGUGUACAAAAAAACGUCCAAUGUCGCCGUUAUUUUCGCGACAGGUUCUUGAAUCGAUAUUCCUCACCAAUAACAACAUUGAGAGAGAGUGUACAAGCGAUAAAGGGGAUAAAAAAGUUAGCGUCUCAAGGAAGUCGAGAAUUCUAUUUAGUGAUAUUGAAGAGGAGAAACAUGCUCGUGAUGAAGCAGUAGUGGAGAAUCAAAAUAAAGAAUUGGAUGACCAGUCAUGGAGGUCGAAGAUACGUGUACAGGAGCAAUCUAAAGAAACUAUGUUAAUACUACGUCCCUACAAAACGAAGAAAUCGAUGGCAGAGGAAAAAAAGAAAACUAAUAAAUUGAGUGGACAUAGUUCUUCCACAACUUACAAGAUGUCUGACGCGAAUUAUUUUUCUCCGAAAUACAAUUUUUCAUCAUAACUACUUCCUCAAUUUCAAUAAUUGUUGCUAUUAGACAUUAUAUUAUGUAGUUGCAUUAUCAUCGGACAAUCGCAUUACAUAUCCUCUUAUAGUAAUUCAGAUUAAUUAAUUGUAUAAUACGUCAAUUAGGCCUGUUAAAAUUUAUUCCAACAUUUUGUCCCUAAUCUUUCAUUAAAACCAAUGAAAAAACAAUAAUGAAUUAAUCAUGACAGCGGCGCAAUUGAUUAUUUCAGUAAACAUAUGUAUAUGUAAAUAUAGGAAUCACACACAAUAAUACAUCAUUAACGAUUGUUAAUGUUCAUGUAAUGAUAUCAAUACGAAAUAGUAUCGGAAGAUUAUAUAAUAUAAUUAGCUAUCAUUUUGCACAAUGUGAUCAAUAAUGUUG